AUGGAUACAUCCAGCGUCACGAAUGAAGUUUCCAACGCGGCCAACAGUGAGACGAAAAUUACCGCGAGUGACAUAGCGCAAGCCUCUACCGCGGCACAGACUACAGCCGGUCAGGUUGGCGACCAUCUCCAAACUCUAUCCGAAGAUCUUAAAUUACAUCUUCCCGCAUAUUAUGCCGUUGGCCUCUGGGGCUACUGCGAGGGAGAUAACAGCACGGGGGCUUUUUCAAACUGUUCCCAGCCAAGUACUUCGUUUUCGUUUGACCUGUUGGGGCUCUUCGGAUCAGCGUCCGAGCAAAUCAAUAAAAUUCUACCAAAAGACGAUAACAAAGUCCUUGCCGGCUACCACGACCUUUCACGCUGGACAAUCUCAGCCUACAUCUUAGGGUUGACUUUUACUGUAGCUGCGAUUAUUAUCCAAGUUAUCUUGAUAAUGUUUUCCAAAGGGAAAAUAUUGCUCGUCGCUUCUUCUUUCUUAGCAUCGCUUUUUAUCACUGGUGCAACCAUUGGUGUGACGGUGAUAUAUGGCUUAAUAACUGGUAGUAUUCAAAGCGUCUUGCAGCCAUUGGGUGCCCAUGCUAAUCUAGGGGCUCAAACAUUCACCGCAGCGUGGCUCGCUGUCGUAUUUUCUAUUUCUGCCCUACUCGUAUGGCUGGUUGAAAUGUGCUGCUGCUGA
Messenger RNA from Penicillium canescens, 675 nucleotides. Its product is annotated as SUR7/PalI family protein. The record is from RefSeq and is a predicted model, not a curated record. Bases 1 to 675 code for a protein of 224 amino acids. The transcript is spliced from 2 exons. Gene Ontology annotation, cellular component: plasma membrane; cell cortex of cell tip. NCBI's taxonomy places the organism in Eukaryota, Fungi, Ascomycota, Eurotiomycetes, Eurotiales, Aspergillaceae. Gene Ontology annotation, biological process: fungal-type cell wall organization.